AGACACUUCACUAUAUAACUUCACUUCCACAUCGGGUAAAUAUCAUAACUUCGUUGGGUGUUCGGUAGAACAUAGGAAAAUCUUUAUGGCUCUCCAGGCUGCUGCUUCCCUGGUUCCCGCUUCUUUCUCCAUUCCUAAAGAGGGAAAAUCUGGUGUUUCCCUCAAGGACUCAACCCUAUUUGGGCUUUCAUUAUCAGAUAAUCUCAGUGCUGACUUCAGCUCUUCUGCAUUGAGGUGCAAGCAAAAAGUAGGAGCUGUGAGGGCCCAGACAGUGGGUACUACAACUCCAGCAGUCAACAAGGCUACACCUGAAGGCAAGAAGACGCUGAGGAAGGGAAGUGUUGUGAUAACUGGGGCCUCCUCUGGAUUGGGUCUGGCCACUGCUAAGGCUUUAGCUGAAACAGGAAAAUGGCAUGUGAUCAUGGCCUGCAGGGACUUCCUCAAAGCCGAAAGAGCUGCCAAAUCAGCCGGCAUUUCUAAGGAGAACUAUACCAUUAUGCAUCUAGACCUUGCCUCUCUUGACAGUGUCCGCCAAUUUGUUGAUAACUUCAGGCGAUCGGAGCGGCCGCUGGAUGUUCUGGUUUGCAAUGCUGCAGUUUACUUGCCAACUGCUAAGGAGCCUACAUUUACUGCUGAAGGUUUUGAGCUCAGUGUUGGGACAAACCAUCUGGGGCAUUUUCUCCUUUCACGGUUGCUGCUUGAGGACUUGAACAAAUCUGAUUAUCCUUCAAAGCGCAUGAUCAUUGUGGGGUCAAUCACAGGAAACACAAAUACACUGGCCGGAAACGUGCCUCCCAAGGCAAACCUUGGUGACUUGAGGGGACUUGCAGGUGGAUUGAAUGGACUAAACAGCUCAGCUAUGAUUGAUGGUGGAGACUUUGAUGGCGCCAAGGCAUACAAGGACAGCAAAGUUUGCAAUAUGCUCACCAUGCAAGAGUUCCACCGAAGAUUCCAUGAGGAAACUGGGAUCACAUUUGCUUCCCUUUACCCGGGUUGCAUUGCCACAACUGGCUUGUUCAGAGAGCACAUUCCAUUGUUCAGACUUUUGUUCCCGCCAUUCCAAAGGUACAUAACCAAGGGCUUUGUUUCAGAAGAAGAAGCAGGAAAGAGACUUGCUCAGGUUGUGAGUGAUCCUAGCCUGACAAAAUCCGGUGUCUACUGGAGCUGGAACAAGGCCUCUGCUUCAUUUGAAAACCAGUUGUCACAAGAGGCUAGUGACCCGGAGAAGGCUCGCAGGGUGUGGGAGAUUAGUGAGAAACUUGUUGGUUUGGCUUAAGUGGGAGCCUCCAAUGUCCAUUUUGUUUAAAAACCUUGCAAAGGAGGAAAAAUCAAGUCCCAUAAGAGUGAAGAAUUGCGGUAGAAUCACUUGUGACAGCCCAGAACUCUUUGCCCUGUUGUAGAAGACUAGAGGCCUAUGACUUUUGUGAAUUGAAAAUGCUAAUAAAACGUUCGAUUGUUUGGUUAAA
Molecule: messenger RNA, 1466 nt
Organism: Prosopis cineraria
Lineage: Eukaryota; Viridiplantae; Streptophyta; Magnoliopsida; Fabales; Fabaceae
Product: protochlorophyllide reductase, chloroplastic
Exons: 5
Coding region: 86-1276 (396 amino acids)
Molecular function (GO): protochlorophyllide reductase activity
Source: RefSeq, a predicted model, not a curated record